Molecule: messenger RNA, 2068 nt
Organism: Arachis duranensis
Lineage: Eukaryota; Viridiplantae; Streptophyta; Magnoliopsida; Fabales; Fabaceae
Product: probable leucine-rich repeat receptor-like protein kinase At1g68400
Exons: 3
Coding region: 1-1839 (612 amino acids)
Biological process (GO): protein phosphorylation
Molecular function (GO): protein kinase activity; ATP binding
Source: RefSeq, a predicted model, not a curated record
AUGAGCUUGAACCUUAUGGUUCUAUUAUUGUUAGUGUCAUUGAACAUGUUAUCAUGUGAUGAAUUGAAGGAAGAAAAGAAAGCUUUAUUGGUAAUAAGGGAUUCUUUAAGUUCUUCUGCCAAUUUGCAUGAGAAUUGGACAGAUUCUCCUUGUAUAGGAAAUCAAAGUAGAUGGAAAGGUAUCAUUUGUUCAAAUUGGCAUGUUGUUCAAAUAAUCCUUGAAGAUUUCAAUCUUAGGGGUUCAUUGCCUUCUACCUGUUUGCAAAAAGUACCUUUCUUGAAACACCUUAACUUGGGAAACAAUUCAGUUCUUGGUUUGCUUCCUAAUCUCACAAACUUGGUAUUUUUGGAACAAGUUUUGCUUUCAUAUAAUCAUUUCUCAGGUCCAAUCCCUUUGGAAUAUGCUCAUGGAUUGCCUAACCUGAAAGUGUUGGAGCUGCAAGAGAAUUACUUGGAUGGUCAAAUUCCAUCCUUUGAUCAACCAGCACUGACGAGUUUCAAUGUAUCGUAUAAUCAUCUUUGGGGGACAAUUCCUGAAACUUCGGCCCUGCAGAGGUUCUCUGAUAGCUCCUUUGAUCAUAAUUCUGAUCUAUGUGGGAAGCCAUUGGAUAAGUUGUGUCCUUCUUCACCUCCUGCUGGCCCCUCUUCUGCACCAUAUCCUUCGGUUAUUCCUCGAAGCUCUGCAGCAGCGAAACACGAACAUACCGACCAAGUCAGAGUGAUCGUUUUGAUUGUUGCUUCAGGAGCAAUUUUGCUUCUUGUGAUAAUAUCUGUUUUCUUGGUUUACAAUAAAGGAGUGCCUGAAAAAGAAGCAAGAAAUGGUGCAUCAGGGUAUACUUUUGGAGCUUGGGCAAGAAACAUAGUUUCUGAAAAUGAAGAUUAUGAAAGAUUAGGCAGAAUGGAAUAUUUCAGCAAGGAAUUGGCAGCUUUUGACAUAGAUGAUUUAUUAAGGGCAUCAGCAGAAAUGCUAGGGAAAGGUAAUUUAGGCAUUACAUACAAAGCCACCCUUGAAACUGGCAUUGUUCUUGCAGUAAAGAGACUUAGUCACAUGAAUGAGUUAAGCAGAAAGGAAUUUACAAAGCAGAUGCAAGUUCUUGGGGAGUUGAAACAUGAGAAUUUGGUAGAAAUUAUCUCAUUUUAUCACUCAGAGGAGCAAAAGUUGAUCAUACAUGAGUUUAUCUCAAAUGGCAGCUUAUUUGACCUCCUACAUGAGAACAGAGGAGUUGGCAGAAAACUUCUUGAUUGGAAUGCAAGGCUAACUAUCAUCAAAGACAUAGCAAAAGGUGUUGAUUUCCUUCAUCAUUCCUUGGCAUCUCACAAGGUCCCCCAUGGCAACCUCAAAUCAUCCAAUGUCCUAAUUCAUCAUCAUGAUAACCAAGGUAACCACCAUGCGAAGCUCACCAAUUUCGGCUUCUUGACUUUACUUCCUAACAAGAAAUCAGCAGAGAAACUGGCCAUAAGCAAGUCACCAGAAUUUGUUCAAGGGAGGAAGCUAACACAUAAGACUGAUGUGUAUUGCUUUGGAAUAAUUGUGCUUGAGGUCAUAACUGGGAAAAUUCCUGGUGAAAUGUUUGGGGUAAUGGGAAUGGAAGAAGAAGAAGAAGAAAAAAUAAGUGAUCUUUCAGAUUGGGUGAGAAUGGUGGUCAACAAUGAUUGGUCAACAGAUAUUCUUGAUAUUGAGAUGAUAGCUGCGAAAGAAGGACAUGAUUCGAUGUUGAAGCUAACACAGAUAGCCCUUGAGUGCACUGAUGAUAAGCCUGAGAAGAGGCCUAAGAUUAGUGAAGUUUUGAGGAGAAUGGAAGAGAUAGAGAAAACGAAAAAUGGGAAUUUGAUUAGCUGAAAAACGGGAGAGAGAGAGAGAGAGACCUAAGAAUAGGUGAAAUCUGAGUUUGAUUAGCUUGGUUGAACUUUCCUUAUCCAAAGAAAAAGAAAAGUUUAACAAAUGAGUAUUAGUAAUUUCCAUUUUCUCAAAUAUUUUUUUCAUCUUUACAAAAUCCUUAAUAUAUUGUAAAGGUGAAGAAUCUGUUCCAAUUAGGUCAGCAUACUUUCUUCAAUGUACUUAUAUGGAA